UUAUGUCACUUAUCAUUGAAGAAUGUUAGAGCACUAGCGCCACAAACUUCUCAAAAUACGAUCUCGGUUUUAAUAGGGUUAUAAAAUGACGCAAAUAUGAUAUGACUGAACUCUGAAGUCAGAACGUGUGAAUUCACAAAGAGAAAGCUAUUAAUUAUUUAAUUGAUAGUAGUUAUCGUACUCGCAAUAAUUGUCGACGACGUAGGGAGCACACGUGCCGAUGUCAUUAUCAUUUGUUUAUUGUACUGUGACACAGUGUCGCUGAUAUAUUAACAAUAACAUAAAAGUAAUUGUUUGUGUAAAAAAUAUUGUUCCUGGAGCGAUAACAAUGCAUUUACGGACUUUAUUAAUUGUUUUUUUACUAUCUCUUGCGUAUGGAGAAGACAGACAGAUCAUAUCAAAGCUGAAUCCAGGUUGUCCAUUCCCCAAGACUAACAAGACCCUAGUGUACAUACAAGCCCGAGGCAGCCAUGACACCAUCCACCAAGUCUGGGACUUCACAAGAGGGAUGCCAACCAUAAUAUACCUUAUCUCUUCAUUAAACUCCACCCUGGAUGUUAUAUGGGAUGAUACGGAGCCUUCCAAGUUCGUGUUGAAGGGACAGAGGCUGUAUAGUUUUGCAGCUACCAUAGACAAGUUACACGAAUACGAUGACAUAGACAACAACGGGCACAUCGAUAACAAAUGCCCGCAGCGCGCGAUAUCGUUCCGUAACGCGGUGUGGAGCCGCAGCGCGAGCGUGCUGACCGGACAGGAGGCCAUGCUGCACAUGCAGGGACACUUCGAGGAGCACUGGAGGAAGGGGACCGUCGAUAUUAAGCUGGACCUCCUCCCCUACACUGACUACGCCGUAGACCUUCCCCACUUGAUCCACACCGCCAACUCGACGCUCGUAGACAUCGGGCUGGUGAACCUGACUACGUCACGUGACUACAACGCGUCACGAUAUGCCAUACACUUCGUGAUGCUCAGUACUGAUAGCAAGCAGGAGAAUAUGACGUAUACCAUGAGGAAGAGCUUGGAUGAUGAGCAUACGCCAGGAGUUUUUGAGAUAUUCGAGAUCAAGACUCCGAAGUCGUAUCGGUCGGACGACGGCGGCUUCAUGCAGUUCCGGCCGGUCGGCUACACCGAGCCCGAGCGCAGCGUCUCCUCGUCUACCAACGCUUACAUCUCGAACUUCACCAAAACAAGUCUACCAAAAUCAAGCAUCCUGAAGGUGUUUUACGAGGACUACAACAGUCUCUUAGUCCAGGAGAUGUUCAUAUCGUUCGGUCUGCCCGGAGACGGGUACUACAGACAACACAACUAUACUUCUUGGUCAUUCACAAUAGGCUACGGCGCGCCGCCAGUAGAGAGCUUCUCUCUGUUCGUCAUCAUCAUAAUCUCCAUCGGGCUCGGAGUGCCGGUCCUGCUGGCUCUGUCCGGCAUCACCUACGUCUUAGUCAGGAGGUGUAAGCAGAGGAACACGCCCACCAGGUUCACAGAUGAUGAUUAGAGGUAUUAGUUGUACGAGUAGUAAACUUGGCCUAUUGACUGCACCAUAACUGAGUUAAGUGAAUUUGAAGAAGACUUAACAAUUACGGCUGUAUUUAAAAUGUCUAUUUGUGUAUGCAUUUCACUUAGCUAUGACAAAGAAAGCGUGAAACUUAGGCGUUUUAACCGACUUCGAAAAAGAGUUUCUUAAAUCAGUCGAUGUGUUUUCACUCAGAGUCCACAAUCACGUCUUAAAGUGAUAUUAAAAUGGCGACAUUACACUCUACCUGGAGCGCUCUCUUCCAUCGCAUUAUAAUAAUACGUUAAGACGUGGCGGUAGGCCUCCAGUGUUGAUCUUAAACACGACUGUUCUUCUAUUGUUAAAGCUACAGCUUUCUGAAUGUGGUUGGUUGACUAUCAAACCUACAGCUAAUCAUAGCGGUUCGAGAUUUGACAGACGAGUAAGGAUUCUUGUUGAUCAACUGUUUGAUGAGGACUGCUUCUUAAAUAUUUUAAACAAUGAAAAAUCAUGAAGUUUUCAUGAUUUUGCAUUGUGUAAAUUUUAGAUUUGUAUUUAAAUAUAGUAAAAUUUUAGUUCCUAAAUUGUAUACAACUAUAAUUUGGCUUUGAUAUUUAGUUUUUGUACAUUCAAUGCUAGUAAUUUGUGGGGUUAUUUACAAGCUAAUAUGCUACUCAAACUGUCAACUAAAACUACAGAAUAAUCAAGGUUGUGUUCAUCAGAAUAUACCAAUCUAAAUAUAUCUAUCAAAUCACCAAUCUGAAUGAAUCAAGAUCACGUGACUCAGUGAAUCAACCACAUUAAAUUAAGUCACAUAACAAUUUGUUGAACACCCAUAUCAAUUUUUACUUCUUCUAUUUUACUAGAUCUUCGGACACGAGGUCCUUGAUACCCGACUACUUCUGUCUCCAGCUAUAUGUUGUCUUCAUUGACAAAAGGCUUAUACCAUACCAUAUCUUCUCUUUUGCUUUAUACUCUGCUCUCUAUCUAAUAAUAUAUAAAUUCUUAGACGAUUGUAAAUAGCCCCAUGUGGUACUAUAAAAUAAGCAAUAAAUUCUGAGAACGUUCUAAAUAGCCGCAUUUUAUAGCUUAAAAGCCAAGAGUUCAAACUUAAUAGGUAAAUAUAAAAGUAAAUUAUCGUAAUCGCGUUUUCAAGUUAAUAAUAAAAUGUACAUUAAAAUAACAAUACUCUAAUUAAAAGAGAAACCUUGUUCUAGAAUUCACACGUUCUAGUUUCGCAAUAAUGAAAACGACAUUACUUUUUAAAUUUAUUACAAUUUAAAAGCAAAUGUAUGUAAUGAGUGCACACAAUUUAGAUAUGUUUGCUUAUUGGUUUCAAAUGUUUAAAAGUAUUAAUAUGGAGUGAAUGUUUAAUAUUGAUAUCCAGUAGUGUGCACUGCAAAUGUUAUGUUAAUAAAACCUUUUUAUCGGGAGAGACAAUAUAAUAGAAUUUGUGAGUUUCAAACAGUUUGUCAUAUAAGACCGAAACGUAAAGGAGGAGACAAACUGAUCCCACGUACGCGAAGUAUACAACGCAUUAUUAUAUCAGCCCCUGCAGUCAAGUGAUAUUUCUACAAUCGUUAGCGUUAGUAGAAAACAGAGACAGUUCAAAGAGAUGUCACUUACUCAAACGCAAAUGUCAUUUACAUAAAUUAGAAUGUUAUCUAUUGAUGCUUAUGUUUGUAGUAAAACAUAUAGUACCUACCCAAGGAGGCAUAGCAUUGCAUGGGACAAGUUUAUCUUUUCUUUACGAACUCUUGACUAAGCAGUCCUGUAAGGUGAAAGGAACUAGUCUUCGGAAACCUCUGACGUCUGCGAGUGAUUGCAAUAGUUCUUUAGUAUUGAGAUAAUCAUUCAUAAAUAGUAGUAAACACGGCUGCGACUUAGUCAAAAUAUAACGUUAAUUAAGUUUUUUUUAUAAUUAAUUAAUUAUUAUCUUUAUUCGCUUUGUCAUACAGCUUACGUGAAAAAAUCAAAUUAUUAUCUAAAUGUAUUUUAUAUCGAUAUAAGUGACUUGUUGGGUACCAGAAAGUGCCUAAAAUUAGUUUAAUUUAGAAAAAAUAAUUGGCGAUGUACUGGAUUGCAGAACAAACAAUUUUGUUGCCACACGCAAAGUUAAGCAUAGAAUUGUGUUACCAUGUAAAAUAUAUACUAAAGUAAAAUUGAACUUUUAUUUAAAUUUAUUGUAAAGGUGAUUUUGUAUUCAAGGGUUAAUUAAAUAAGACCAAGCGUAGUUUGAAAAAGUAAAUUACAUUAAUUAUCAAUUUGAAUCAAAAUUGCUUUUAUAGAUUCCAUGUAAAACGAUUUAUUCUUAAAUAAAAUAAUCUCAUUAAACUUAAACUUAAAAUAUAUAUUGUCGUUAAAAUGAUAUAAUUAUGUUCCAAAUACUUGUGAUGUUGCAGUAUUUUGAUAAAUGUUUUGAAAUACAGAAAAUAUUUAUUGGUCUAGUUUAAGAAUUGACUAUUUAAUUUCAUAGAAGAAUUUUGACGCCUUUAUUCUGUUUCAAUAAGGUUGCUUUUUGUGUAAGUUACUAUUGACUUAUUUAAUUUUAUUAUUCUUCUUGUAUUUUGAAAAUGGAGCAUUUAAAUAUAUGAGUAGUAGCGCACAUUGAUUAAAAUUAAUUUGAUAUUAAUUUGCCUAAAUAUUAAAAAAAAAUCAACCUUAUGAACAUAACAAUAAAAGCGCAAUUUAAAUAAAUGAUAUUGAUAAAGACAUUUGCAUGACGACAUUUAUAUUUUUUAAUCUAAUUUUGUAUAUUUUUGUAAAUUAUUUUGUAGUGUUAUAGUUAGCAGUGUAUUUUCUGAUGUGAUAUUAAUUUGGAUUGUCUAUUUGUUUUGUAUAUAGGUUUAUGUGUACGAAAUAAAUGCACUAGUAUUUUAAAA
Molecule: messenger RNA, 4374 nt
Organism: Trichoplusia ni (cabbage looper)
Lineage: Eukaryota; Metazoa; Arthropoda; Insecta; Lepidoptera; Noctuidae
Product: glycosylated lysosomal membrane protein A-like
Exons: 7
Coding region: 329-1495 (388 amino acids)
Cellular component (GO): lysosome
Source: RefSeq, a predicted model, not a curated record